AUGGACACGAGAUAUGCUGAAUAUGAGGACAUUAUUGAAGAGGUCGGAGGUUUUGGCAGAUAUCAGAAAUGUUUGGUCGCUUUGUUGAUACCCGUGUCGAUUGUCUCAGCAUUUCAUCACAAUAUUAUUCAUUUUAAGCUAAUGCCUGACCAUUGGUGCGCUGUACCCGAAUUGGCCAACUUUUCGCACGGCGAACAGCACAGACUUAUACGGCCAGUGGUCAUUCAGGCGACCAACAGUGGCAUCAAUGGUCACCAACAACGAGCAGUACGAGACACUUGUCUAAUGUUUGACAUAGACUACCAACAGGUGCUCAAUGAGCUACGACUACCUCCCGUAAACCAAACUAAAUGUCACAAAAAGCUAUCGGUUAAGCCAUGCAAUAGGGGAUGGCUUUACGAUAGAAGUCAGUAUUGGGAUAGUUUUGUUAUGAAGUUUGAUAUUGUAUGCGAAAAUAGCCAUAAGUUCAAUGUUAUACCAUUUAUAAGAACAGUUGGAUCGAUAUGUGGUACUCCUCUGUUUGGAUUGAUUGCCGACUUAUGGACACCGGAAUCGCUUCAAUGGUUAAUAAUAAAAAACAAAUACAAUUUGGUUGAGACAACGUUUAAGCAAAUAAUGCAAAUAAAUAAUCAAUUAAUUGAUGAGGACUUACUUUCAAUGCAAGUUCAGAAAAUAGGAAAACCAGUUACAAGUGAUGAACCGGUAGAUGAAGAAGAGAUAUUGCAAGCAAUUAUACUAAAAGAGUCGCCACUGAAACGGAUCCACAAAUUAGUGAUAAAAUUUCUGAAAGAGACGACACUGUUUCAGACAUUAUUUAUAUUAUCACUCAGUUUUGUCAUCAAUUUCAUGAGUCAACAUAUCUUUAACAAACAUCGCUAUGUUUUCGCUAAACAGGAUAUACUUCUCAAUGAUAUCAUUUGGUCGUCGCUAAGAUUGCUGCCGAUACUCGUCACGUGGUUUUUGAUACAGAGACGCACCGGUAGACGACUGACAAACUCAUUGAUCAUUUCACUGAUAGGAGUGACAGUACUUAGCCUUUGGCCAACCAAUACUUCAGAGAUUAGAUUCUGGAUAUCACUGUUUGGCCAUUGGCCGCUACUCUUUCAUUGGCCAGACUAG
Messenger RNA from Oppia nitens, 1119 nucleotides. RefSeq names its product organic cation/carnitine transporter 2-like. The record is from RefSeq and is a predicted model, not a curated record. The transcript has 6 exons. The coding region runs from base 1 to 1119 and encodes 372 amino acids. NCBI's taxonomy places the organism in Eukaryota, Metazoa, Arthropoda, Arachnida, Sarcoptiformes, Oppiidae.